Mycotypha africana is the source of this 366-nucleotide messenger RNA. Its product is annotated as microtubial binding protein. Gene Ontology annotation, molecular function: phosphatidylethanolamine binding. Gene Ontology annotation, biological process: macroautophagy; cellular response to nitrogen starvation. The coding region runs from base 1 to 366 and encodes 121 amino acids. The record is from RefSeq and is a predicted model, not a curated record. NCBI's taxonomy places the organism in Eukaryota, Fungi, Mucoromycota, Mucoromycetes, Mucorales, Mycotyphaceae. Gene Ontology annotation, cellular component: fungal-type vacuole membrane; autophagosome; cytosol. The transcript is spliced from 4 exons.
AUGCGUUCCAAAUUUAAAGACGAACAUCCUUUUGAAAAGCGUAAAGCAGAGGCAGAAAGAAUUAGACAGAAAUACCCCGACCGUAUUCCUGUUAUCUGUGAAAAAGUCGAAAAAAGUGAUAUACCAACCAUCGACAAAAAGAAGUAUUUAGUACCUGCUGAUUUAACAGUGGGUCAGUUUGUCUAUGUCAUCCGAAAAAGAAUCAAGUUAAGUCCGGAAAAGGCUAUUUUCAUUUUUGUGAAUGAAAUCUUACCACCUACAGCAGCUUUGAUGAGUUCUAUUUAUGAAGAGCAUAAAGAUGAAGAUGGCUUUUUAUACAUCACCUAUUCUGGUGAAAAUACAUUUGGACAACCCACGUCAAUCUAA